Fukomys damarensis (Damara mole-rat) is the source of this 3089-nucleotide messenger RNA. RefSeq names its product G protein-coupled receptor 83 (gene Gpr83). Gene Ontology annotation, molecular function: neuropeptide Y receptor activity. The record is from RefSeq and is a predicted model, not a curated record. The coding region runs from base 34 to 1302 and encodes 422 amino acids. Gene Ontology annotation, biological process: neuropeptide signaling pathway. NCBI's taxonomy places the organism in Eukaryota, Metazoa, Chordata, Mammalia, Rodentia, Bathyergidae. The transcript has 4 exons. Gene Ontology annotation, cellular component: membrane.
ACAGCGCGCUGCGGGGACCCGGGCUCCUGCGCGAUGUUCCCUGCCUGCUUGCUGCUCUUCCUCCUCCAUUCGGUGGGAGCCGCCGAGCGCCCCGAGGGCCAGGCCCACGAGCAAAGCCUGGAGGCUGCCCUGGAGACCCCCAACGCCUCGCGCUUCCUCUGGAACAACUACACCUUCUCCCAGUGGCAGAACUUCGUGGGCCGGACGCGCUACGGAGUGGAGUCCCAGAAGCCCAACGUGAAAGCUCUGCUCAUCGUGGCUUACUCCUUCAUCAUCAUCUUCUCACUCUUCGGCAACGUCCUGGUCUGUCAUGUCAUCUUCAACAACCAGCGAAUGCACUCAGCCACCAGCCUCUUCCUCGUCAAUCUAGCAGUGGCCGACAUCAUGAUCACACUGCUCAACACCCCCUUCACUUUGGUCCGCUUCGUGAACAACACAUGGGUGUUUGGGAAAGGCAUGUGCCACAUCAGCCGCUUCGCCCAGUACUGCUCCCUGCAUGUCUCGGCACUGACGCUGACUGCCAUCGCUGUGGACCGCCACCAGGUCAUUAUGCAUCCGUUAAAGCCUCGGAUCUCAAUCACAAAGGGUAUCAUCUACAUUGCUGUGAUUUGGAUCAUGGCUACCUUCUUUUCACUCCCACAUGCAAUCUGCCAGAAAUUGUUUGCCUUCCUAUACAGUGAGAACGUCACGCAUUACUUGUGCCUGCCAGACUUCCCCGAGCCAGCUGACCUCUUUCAGAAGUACUUGGACCUGGCCACCUUCAUCCUGCUUUAUAUCCUCCCUCUCCUCAUCAUCUCUGUGGCCUAUGCCCGUGUGGCCAAGAAGCUGUGGCUGUGCAACACGAUUGGAGAUGUGACCACCGACCAGUACCUUGCCCUGCGGCGCAAGAAGAAGAAAACCAUUAAGAUGCUGAUGCUGGUGGUGGUCCUCUAUGCCCUGUGCUGGUUCCCUCUCAACUGCUAUGUCCUCCUCCUGUCCAGCAAUGUCAUCCACAGUAACAAUGCCCUCUACUUUGCCUUCCACUGGUUUGCUAUGAGUAGCACCUGUUACAACCCUUUUAUCUACUGCUGGCUGAAUGAGAACUUCAGGAUUGAGCUGAAGGCAUUACUGAGCAUGUGCCAAAGGCCACUGAAGCCUCAGGAGGACAGGCCACUCUCCCCAGUCCCCACCUUCAGAGUGGCUUGGACAGAAGAGAGCAAUGGUCAGAGGGCUCUGCCAGCCAAUAACCUCUUGUCUUCCUCUCAACUCCAGUUUGGGAAGACAGACCUAUUAUCUGUGGAGCCCAUUGUGGCAAUGAGUUAGAGGAGGCUGAGAAGGGGCAGCAGGAAGAAUCUGUCUCCAGCUGAGACUGGAAAAUAACCUGUCCUCUAACAUAGGAUCUGUACAAUGCUUUAAACAAGUCCCUGCAGAAGAGCAGUAGGACUCUUGAUUUCCAGAGGAAAUUCCCAGCCUCCCAGCUCCAUUUGAUGUGAAAGCUAAAACACAAAUAUCACCUUGGCUUCUGUUUAUAAAUUCCUACUUGGGAGAUGCUGUGAGCUAUUGCAUCCUGCAUCCUCGAGCAAGAGAACCAAGGGCAACCCCCACUCCAUUGGGGGUAGAAUCAGUCAACUGCCUCCAUCUGCUGGGCAGCUGUCUUCCACCCUUCCUUCUGCUGACUGAGCAUUCACAGAGGAAGCUUGAGUCACACUUUGAGUGUGGCUGACCCAAAAGCACAGUACUUUGCUGAGAACAGGUUCACUGGUCAGUGAGAUGUUAGCAAGCCAGAGUGGACACAGAGGUUUUCCUGCCUUGCCUUCCAGAGUGGUUGGAACUAAGAUGAGUCACUAGUCCAAUGGUCUGGCCCUACAUAUAACAUGAAAGAACCAAUUUAAUCUCCUUAUGCUAUUAUUACCACUUUUAAACAUGCAGAAAAACAAAAAGAACAGAAUUAAAAUUGCCCCCCUUAUCUCAUUGAUUUGUGAUAACUCCUGUUAACAUGCUAUGGAUUUCUUUGCAGAUUUUUCCUUUCUUUGUGUGUGUGUACUUUUUUUUUUAGUUCUAAACCUGUUAAAUUGUAAUGAUCAGCUAGAAACAUAGGCAUAGCUGAGUAAUUCUGAACCUUUCUCCAAGGAACGGUGUCCACCACAAGCAUUAGGGAAGAGGUGAGGGAAGAACCCAAGAUGAAGACUGUCACAAAGCAGACAGAACCUGUCAAUGAUGAGCAGGGCCUGGCUGAAGUCCCUGCUCUCAUUUGAGGCCAUCAUGAUGAGCCAGGGAACAAGACUCAGCCACAGGGUAUAAGUCCUCUUUUCCCUGCAAUUACACAAAAACAAGAGUGGGUGGAACAUUGUUCUCGUUUCACAGGAGAUGAGAAAGCAGGUUUUACAAUGGUUGGAAAAAAUUGGGCUUAGGUACCACAUCCACCCAAGCUGUCUAGAUAGGCCACUUCCCCAUGUUGUUUUAAUAAUGAGAUUUUUUUUUCACACCAGUUCCCCAAACACCAAUUCACUAUCAACAUCACCUUAGCAAUUCAUGUGUCACUUCCAAAAUCUAUGGGAUCCUUAAAGAAAAAUUUUUUUCUUAAGGGCCCACUUGCCAGAGAAAUCUCAUUCCAGAGACUGAAUGUUUUCAUCACUUUUCAUCUGGUCCUGAGUGACUCACGGUGUCACCCAGAGAGAGAGAUGGAUAUGUCAGGCAGAGUGGAGCCUAAUUCCCCAGCCUAGAGCAAUUGCUAUUACCUUGUGUAAGACCCAAAGUCUCACUCCCAUUCCACGGAGCAUGAACAGCCAAAAAGGCCUUCACAAUGCUGGGUCCUAAAACCCAGCGAGGCUCCCAGAGCUCGACAAGCAGCGAGAAACCCAGGAAAGAACACACCAGGUUAGAUGGUAAACAGACCUUUAUUAGUUGGGCCAGAAGGUACUCUCAGAACCAAGUAGCUCAGACAGGCAACUGCUCAGGGACUGAGGUAGUUUUAUAGGGUUUUUCUAAACAAAAAAGUUCAAACAUAGGUCAGGGCAUUCACCAGAGGGCAAGAUUCGAAAUAUACUGCUUAUCUUAUGCAGGAAAUGUUCUAUGGUCACCUUUUGUGAUACCGUUUGUCCCCUGGGCGG